AUGUUCUCACGAUCAGUAUUCCGUGGUCUAGCCGCUGACCUUCGGUUGUUCACUCCGAUCUCGACUUCCACCGCAGCGGCUCCCCUUCGGCAACGAGCUUGCCUGCACCAAACCAGUCUCCUCCGAACACAGCAACAAGAGAUCUCAAAUCAAUCCUCCUCGUCUUCAAACCCUGAAUUACCGCUGAGCGCUGCUCGUCGUGCCCAAGACUCCGAACCAGAAGUUCAGCACUCUCCCAAGGUUCCCUCAUACGACCCUUCUUCUCCAUCCUCCACGCCUCGAACUCGCGCCGACGUUCCUCUCGCCAAGCAACCCGUCGCGCCUACUUUUGAAUCUCCUCUCGAAGUCAGCAAGAGUCUCCUGUCCCGAUUGCCUCAUCUUGUCGGUCAAUCGCCACACUAUAUUGUCGCGGAGCUGCAUGCUCGUCCAUACUUGUUGACCGAGGGCGACCACGUCCGUCUUCCUUUCCUGAUGCCCAAGGUCAAAUCGGGCGAUAUUCUUCGAUUCAAUCGCGCCACCGCCCUGGGUUCCCGAGAUCUAACGAUGAAGGGCUCACCACACCUCGACGAACGUUUGUUUGAGUGUCGCGUCCGCGUGGUUGGUGUCGAGUCCGAGCCGCUGCGUAUCAAGGAGAAGACCAAGCGGAGACAGCGCCAUGUUCGACAAGUUCGAAGCAAGCACCGUCAUACGAUCCUGCGUGUGAUGGAAGUUAGGGUGAAGACACCCGAGCAGUUGCUGGAGGAAGGCGCUAUUGUCGUUGAGGACAGCGAGGAUACAUCUACAAUUGAAGCUCGGUCAUAG
Messenger RNA from Penicillium oxalicum, 801 nucleotides. RefSeq names its product mitochondrial 54S ribosomal protein bL21m. Lineage: Eukaryota; Fungi; Ascomycota; Eurotiomycetes; Eurotiales; Aspergillaceae. Bases 1 to 801 code for a protein of 266 amino acids. Gene Ontology annotation, cellular component: mitochondrial large ribosomal subunit; ribosome. Gene Ontology annotation, molecular function: structural constituent of ribosome. The transcript has a single exon. The record is from RefSeq and is a predicted model, not a curated record.